AUGUUUAUUGAUAUGAGAUCCUACCCUGAAAUUAUCGCCAGCCAGAGACCCGUCGAUAGUAAUAAGGAGAACCCACAGCACUCCAAGCAUCACAGAGCCACAGAGCCCAGGACCUGCAGAGCCUAUAGACCCACAGAGCCCAGGACCCAUAGAGCACAGGACUCCACAGAGCUCAGGACCCACAGAGCCCAGGGACUACAGAGCCCAGGGGACUCCACAGAGCCCAGGACCCAUAGAGCCCAGGGUCCACAGAGCCUAGGGACCCACAGAGCCCAGGACCCACAGAGCCCAGGACUCCACAGAGCCCAGGUGGACCCACAGGAGCCCAGGACCCACAGAGCCCAGGGACCCACAGAGCCCAGGGACCCACACAGAGCCCAGGACCCACAGAGCCCAGGACUCCACAGAGCCCAGGGACCCACAGAGCCCAGGACCCACAGGAGCAGGGACCCACAGAGCCCAGGGACCACAGAGCUCAGGGACCCACAGAGCCCAGGACCGCAGAGCCCAGGACCCACAGAGCUCAGGACCCACAGAGAGCCCAGGGACCCACAGAGCCCAGGGACCCACAGAGCCCAGGACCCACAGAGCCCAGGACCCACAGAGCCCAGGACAGAGAUCAUCAUACCCUCAGACUCACCUCAAGGCCCAGAGGGUUCAGCAGAUCAACUCAAGCAACAAUCCCGGGUAUUCGACCUCGUCUCUCCUGUAACAACCCUCGUCAUUGCUUUCAGUAGACGCCUAGAAAAUGACCGUGGUGCCUGGAGCAGAUGA
This is a messenger RNA of Homarus americanus (American lobster), 774 nucleotides long. RefSeq names its product proline-rich protein HaeIII subfamily 1-like. The coding region runs from base 1 to 774 and encodes 257 amino acids. Lineage: Eukaryota; Metazoa; Arthropoda; Malacostraca; Decapoda; Nephropidae. The transcript has 3 exons. The record is from RefSeq and is a predicted model, not a curated record.